Molecule: messenger RNA, 1609 nt
Organism: Dalotia coriaria
Lineage: Eukaryota; Metazoa; Arthropoda; Insecta; Coleoptera; Staphylinidae
Product: major facilitator superfamily domain-containing protein 8-like
Exons: 5
Coding region: 83-1558 (491 amino acids)
Biological process (GO): transmembrane transport
Cellular component (GO): lysosomal membrane
Molecular function (GO): transmembrane transporter activity
Source: RefSeq, a predicted model, not a curated record
CUAUUUAUUCAGUGUUAUAUUAAACAUACGUAGAUGCGCUUAUUGCUUUGAAUUAAGGACUACAAGCUACAGUGCAGGCAACAUGAACGAAUCGAAACUAUUACCAAUAUCCAAUGAAGCCGAGAAAUCGCAUAUUGAAUCACCACAAGAAUAUCGCUAUCGAAAAAUUUCACAUUAUGUUAUAUAUUUUACGAUAACAAGCAGUUCCUUAUAUUACAGCGUGAUGCUUGUCAGUUUAUGGCCAUAUUUAAACCAUUUAGAUUCUUCUGCAGAUAAACAAUUUCUGGGUUAUUUAGCUGCAAUUGGUGCUAUUGGAACUACAUUAUUCUGCCCGUUAUUUGGAAAAUGGUCAAACUCACUGAAAUCAUGUCGCACGCCAUUUCUUUUUACUUUAAUCUGCGGUGCUGUCCAUUAUAUCAUUUAUGUCAGCUUACCUUUGAUUCAUCGGGAUAGUAGAAGAAAUUGGUUUCUAUUUGCUCGGUUUAUGACUGGAAUGCAUGAUAUCAAUAUUGGAUUAGCUCGUGGAUAUAUUGCGGAAUCCACGUUGAGAUCUGAACGUCGAAAGGCUGUGUCCAUCCUGACAGGUCUUCAAACUGUGGCAUUUGCUUGCGGCCCAUUAUUGCAAUCCUUGAUGGUACCACUUAAAGAAAAUGGGUUCACUAUAUUUGGAGGAUAUGUAAGGAUUGACAUGUACACUUCAAUUGGUUGGCUGGCGUUGAUAACAAUUGUCAUCAACAUUAUCAUUUUCUUGCCUGCAAUAUUUCAACAUAAAGAUGUGCGUCACAUGGAAACAUCUACGAGUAGUAGUACGAGUCUAAAUCAAAACUACAAACUUAUUGCGUGGAUUUUUAUAUUUUUACAAUUCUGGUUAAUUUGUAAUUACCUAUAUUUGAAAGUGUUGGGCACACCGAUUGUUAUGGAUGGGUUUGCGAUGAAUCGCCCAGAUGCCCUACAAUUUAACUCGUAUAUUAUGACAGGCGGGGCAAUUGUGUCUUUAGUCGCCAUCGCAGUCUUGGAUAUGUGCUGUAAAAAGUUUGGAGAAAUGGAUGUUAUGUAUCUUGGGUUUCUUAUAAUGAUUGUGGGACGGUUUUUGAUGUACCCAUCUGUGAGUAGUACUGUUGUCACAGCCGUAAAUCAAACAGAGCAAGGCUGUCCUCAGUGGUCCCAAGAAUGGUGCAUGGAUGAGAAGCAAAUGUCUCAGCUCCAGUUUAUUCUGAGUAAUGUUUUGGAUAAUUUUGGAUACUCGUGGGCCAUCACAAUUAUCUACACAAAAUUUUCUCAAGUUCUUGGAACAAAACAGCAGGGUACCUGGAUGGGUUUUAUGACAUCAUUUUCGGGCUUGGCAAGGAUUUUAAGUCCGGUUGUUCUGUCGUAUCUAUACGUUUUGGUGGGAAAUCGUAUUACUAUGCUCAUUUCGAACUUUGUUUUUAUUGGACUCAUUGUGGCCACUUUAUGGGCGAUUAAACACUGGACCCAGAAAGGUUCAGUUAAUUCAGUUGAAGAAAGUUGCGAAAUGAUUGAUCAAAACGGCAAAGAAAUGAACGAAAUUAUUAAAUAAUAAUGAUUAGAAUCUGAAGCAAUUAUUUUCGUUAAUAAAUGUUUAAUAUUA